Papilio machaon (common yellow swallowtail) is the source of this 1582-nucleotide messenger RNA. RefSeq lists its product as uncharacterized. Lineage: Eukaryota; Metazoa; Arthropoda; Insecta; Lepidoptera; Papilionidae. The transcript has 3 exons. The record is from RefSeq and is a predicted model, not a curated record. The coding region runs from base 246 to 1472 and encodes 408 amino acids.
CGAGCAGAGUAGUUCAUCAUUUCAUAGCGGAUACUUGCGUGCGAUAGACAAGAUGUGUUACGCGGGAAAUGUAACGAUAAAUUUCGAAUUUUAAAAACAAACGAACUGUCAGUCUUGACGUUAAAUUUAAAUAAUUUGACAACUUGACAUUGUUGCUGUUAAUUGCUUGAUUAUUUUCGUGAAUAAAGUGAUGUUUUGUGUGUUGUGAGGUGUUUGAUUUUGAAAAUGUUGUGGUGAAUCGGGCGAUGCUUGUUGGUGAGCAGUCGCCGGCGCCGCGAGUGGUCGCCGGCUUGCGAAAACUGCGUCCCGAGCUGACACCAGGACCAUUUCCAACGCCUGCUGACCCUGACUUCAGGAUAUCAGGCGUCCUCCGCCAAUACUACAAUGAAGACGAGGGAUCGUGGGCGUGGGUGCGUGCGGCGGUGCGCGGCGGCUGCCUACUGGCAUGGCGAGAAGGCACACUGCCCCGCCGCCCCGCGGCUAGGCUUCCUCUCCGGCACCUGCACUUGCGUGCUGCGGCACUGCCUAACGCCUUCCAACUGUCCAGACUGCGCGAUGACGCUCCAGUCGCCACGUUUCAGGCUUGCAACGAAACGGAAUACGCGCGCUGGGUCCGAGCGCUGUGCGUCGAGAUCCUCGGACAAACGCCGCUGCCGCAGGUGCGCUUCCUGGACGUUCUCCCGGCCGCAGACACUGGCCGCGAACCAAAGAAACUCCUUCCCCAGCAGGACACGCCCUCGUGUCCGCCCCGGCCGCCGCCACGAGCCCGGCGGAGGCUGCUGACGUCGGAGACACAGCUGCCGAGACGUGACCACUCUCCGGCGGCCACGGACGAGGGCAUCGUCGUCGAAGACGACGACUACGACUCAUCGUCCGAUCGCAGCCUAGACCUGUCCCUCUCCCUCGACGCACUAAAAUCGAUCGAUGUGAUCGAUGCUCCGGUCAGGAAGUCCAAAAUUAUCAAAUGCGACAACUGCAGCAAACUGAACGCAAGCCAGCAGCACCACACGCUGCCGCGGGCGAGGAACGGCGACUCGGAAAAGAGACGACAUCGAUACCUCAAGCGCUGGGAGGGGACGACGGGGGGCGCGGAGAGAGGCCGAUUCGCGUUGGAGGCGGCGAGGCGCAAAACGGCCUCGUUGGAGAACCGGGCGAGGUCGUGCUCCCCCAAUACCCACGAGGUGGUGUCGCAGUACGUGCCCGUACGGGAGCGGCGCGCGCUCUUUGAAUCGCUGUCGCAGAGCGGCGGCAGCCUGGCACGCAGCAGCGAGCAGCUGUCGCGGCCGUCGGCGGCCACUGCGACACCGCGGCGCGCUGCCUCGUUGCACGACCUGCAGGCGCCACCGACGCGCUCCGUUAGCGACCUGCGACAGUUCUUCGAGGCGGUAGCGCGCGGCGCCGCGUCCUGCGCAGUGCACCAUCAUCCGCCUAAUUCUAUCCAUCGUGGUUUCACUUCCCUAACGUGUGCGUAACUGACCUCAUGUAAAUAUUGUAGAUAUGCUAUGCGCUAACCGCAACCUAUCUCACUAAGUCGUUUGUUUUAAGACUGUUAAAAGUAUUGUUAUAGAUGUACCUAAUAUAA